This is a messenger RNA of Eucalyptus grandis, 927 nucleotides long. RefSeq lists its product as uncharacterized. The record is from RefSeq and is a predicted model, not a curated record. Lineage: Eukaryota; Viridiplantae; Streptophyta; Magnoliopsida; Myrtales; Myrtaceae. The transcript is spliced from 8 exons. The coding region runs from base 43 to 687 and encodes 214 amino acids.
UCUAUCGAUUCUUCCAUGACUAGCGCUCUCUAAUCGAGUCAAAUGCUUCUCCUGCACAGAGCCUCCUCCUUCCUCUGCCUCAGCCAUCCCAAACCUCAGUUAAUCUUCUCGAGCGCUCCAAGGGCUCCCGCAAGCGCUCGCUCGGAUAGCGUGAAGAUUCUCCUCCCCGCCGAUCGCUGCCGGUACGGACGGCUCUGCUCGGUCGGCGGCGACGGCAAUGCUUACAGUCCAUCAGAUGCAGAAAGUAGCUGUCCCAGUGAGGAAGGAAUCGAUCACGGUGGAAGACAUGAGGGAGGACCACUGGCGUCGAAUGAGACACUGAAGAAAUUGAAGAGAUAUGGAAUAGCUGGAAUAUUGUCCUAUGGGUUGUUGAACACUGCUUACUACCUUACAACAUUUCUUCUGGUCUGGUUUUACUUUGCACCAGCACCAGGAAGAAUGGGCUACCUUGCAGCGGUUGAAAGAUUCAUCAAGGUAAUGGCCAUGGUUUGGGCUGGAAGCCAAGUCACAAAGCUUAUACGAGCUGGAGGGGCCCUCGCUCUUGCGCCUUUUGUAGACAGAGGAUUGUCCUGGUUUACUACAAGAUACAAAUUUGAAUCUCAGGAGAAGGCAUUCUUGGCAAUCGUGGGUUUUUGCUUUGGCCUGGCCAUCUUGCUGUUUUUGGCUGUGACACUGAUCUCAGCGUGAUAAUGCAUUCUAUUUGUUGGGGAACAUGGUAGUUUUGUGGUCAGAGCUUUUGGUUGUGGGGGAUGCGUUGCCAAUCAUCCCACUCUCAUGUUUGUACAGCAACUUUAUCCCAGAUGGUUCAUAGUUUUAAAUGCAGCUAUAAGAUAGCCCCUCAUAGAUGAUGCAAUUCAUUGAUUUUGAUUGUAUACAGCCAGACCAAGACAUGGGUCCUUUUGAAAUUGAGACACGUAUUUGGCUUCU